Molecule: messenger RNA, 447 nt
Organism: Ilex paraguariensis (yerba mate)
Lineage: Eukaryota; Viridiplantae; Streptophyta; Magnoliopsida; Aquifoliales; Aquifoliaceae
Source: the annotation of a GenBank genome assembly
AUGCACACAAACCGUUUUCCGUCGAACAUGUCGGACUACGGCGGCGCUGGUGUUUGCCGGUGCUGUUUCAGCUUCUUGCUGACUUCUGGUCUAACAACUCUCUUCUUGUGGCUAAGCCUCCACACUUCAAAACCUGUUUGCUCAAUCCAAGACUUUUACGUCUCUGCCCUCAACAAAACCUUGAAUUCCACCUCAAACCACUCCAUAUUCUUCGACCUCAAGCUCGAGAACCAGAAUAUAGACAAGGGAGUUUACUACGACGCAAUCAACCUCACCUUCUAUUAUGGUCCAAAUAUUAGUCUUCCGAUUGCGAAUUACACGGUGUCUGGGUUUCACCAGGGCCACAAAAAGUACACUCACCGGAAAGAUCUGGUGGAUGCUCGAGGAGUGCCGUGGGAUGAGGUUUUCAGGGGGUUUCGAAUGGGUCAGUGGCGGUUUUCCGGGUAG